AUGUCAGUUUGCCCCGACUCAGCCACCGUCAUGGUUCCAGAUGACAAAUCCAACCCAGAGUUGGAAAAUGAGGUAGAGUCGUCAAAGGUGCUGAAACAUUACCCACGCUACGGCUCCAUCGUGGGAGACACCUGCCCCACUUGUCGCGGCACUGGACGAAUUCCAAGAGGCAACGAAGACCAGUUGGUUGCCGUUAUCCCAUGUAACGACAAACGACUCAAACCAAGACACACGAAGCUGUACGUGUGCGUGACCAUGGCGCUGUGUCUCUUCCUGAGCUGCCUCAUCCUCUUUUUCCUCUUCCCCCGGAGCGUCACGCUGUCCCCCUUGUCCGUGCUGUCCGUCAUGGUCUACUUCAGCCCGGACACGGUGCAAAUGGAGGUCACGAACCUCAUCAGCGUCACCAAUGACAACUUUGUUCCAGUGCAAAUCGUGGGGCUGGAUGUUCAGGGUCUAAUCUCUCGUGUGGUGGUGAGCAAAAUCAAGUUUUCCAACAUGUCUUCCAUCCCAUCACGCUCGGAAAAAUCGUACACAUAUCAAAUUGGCCUGCCCAUUAAUGAAAAAGGCCUCAGCACUUUCUGCCAAUCCACUUCAAUAAAGAUCCACACCCUAUUCGUGGAACUGCAGAUUACCAUGAACAUCUCUUACUUGUCCCACACGGAGCAGCUGUCCGUGGAUACCUUUGAGUACAUUGACUGCGGUACCAACUCCACCUCACCGCACCCUGUCAGAUGA
Nerophis lumbriciformis (worm pipefish) is the source of this 735-nucleotide messenger RNA. Lineage: Eukaryota; Metazoa; Chordata; Actinopteri; Syngnathiformes; Syngnathidae. The record is from RefSeq and is a predicted model, not a curated record.